UAAUAAUUGCUGUCCAUCUUCGUCCUUGGACUGGGCAUUGUAGUCUUUGGCCCUUCAGUCUUGUGUUUGAGGGACGUUAAAUACGAGAUUAUUCUGGCAGAAGCUCUUGGCUCUAAAAGCUAGACGUAUAAGGCAGGAUGAAAGGCCUCACGAAAGCUCUGGCGCGGACGCCGCAUAAUCUCACUUCCAAAAUUGGGAUGGCUAAGAAAUCAUCAGAUCCAGAAUACAAUGAUUGGGAACGAAAGUUUGCGGCUGUUGAAGCUGCUUGCGAGAAGAUGUACAAGGAAUCGGCGACUUUCCGAGAUUCAGUAACGACCCUGCUCCACUCUGGGUCCAAUUUUGCCGGAUCCCUUGAAACCCUCUUUUCCCCCAUGGGCGGAGAAUACAACCUUGCUCAGAAGCAUCCUCAGUCGGAAAUCACACUGAAGAACAUUGACAUGUAUCAACGUCUCAUGGAGGAAGUUCGAGAGACGCUGGCACCGGAGCUCGAAUUGAUCGAAGCAAAGAUCGUUCAGCCUUGUAAAGAGCUCGUGGACAUCUGCAAGAAGAUCAGAAAAACUUGUACCAAGAGGGAUCACAAAUUGGUCGAUUAUGAUCGUCAUAAUAACAGUUUGGAAAAGCUCAGAAACAAAAAGGAGAAGAGCUUGUCCGAUGAGAAGAAUACUUUCAAGGUCGAACAAGACUUUGAACUUGCUUCUGGAGAAUACGAGCACUACAAUAACAUGUUGAAAACUGAGCUUCCAGCAUUCAUCGAGAUGGCCACUCGAUUUAUCGAUCCGCUAUACCACUCGUUCUACUACAUGCAGCUUAAUGUUUACUACAUUAUGCUGGAGAAGAUCCAAUCGUACUCGGAUGGAAAAUACGAUCUUACCAGGAAGGACAUCGAAAACAUCUAUCUGGAGCAGCAAGGAGACACUGCGGAGCAGAUCGAAUCGAUGGACAUUACCAAGCGUGUCCAGUCAACAGCAAAACUGCUACAACAGGCUCGACAAUCUGGAGGAUCAGUCGGACGAUCACCUUCCAUCAGCUCGUCCCGUCAAGGUGCCGACCAUAAAGCGGCCGGAGGAUACAGUCCCAAGGCUGAUGUCGCCGCACCGCCAACAAGGACAGUAGCUGCUCCUCCUCCCUACACGUCUACGCCAUCAUCUGCAUCUAUCAAGAAGGCUCCACCGCCGCCACCACCGCUCAAAGCCAAGCCGAGCUACUCUGCCAAACGAUACGCUACGGCUAUAUUCGACUUUGAAGCUCAAGCCGAGGGAGAUCUUUCAUUCAAAGCGGGAGACAGAAUCGAAAUUAUUGAACAGACAGAAAGUGCGGACGAUUGGUGGACCGGGCGUAUCGAUGGAAGACAAGGUAUCUUCCCUGGUACUUAUACUCAGGUAGAAUAGAAGAUGGUUAGUAACCAGGAUACUGAUUGUAAGCUCCGGCGUGUGGACUGUCUUGUCGAGAUUCGUUGAGGGGUAUGAAUAUUCAAUUUGGUUGAU
Messenger RNA from Kockovaella imperatae, 1484 nucleotides. RefSeq lists its product as hypothetical. NCBI's taxonomy places the organism in Eukaryota, Fungi, Basidiomycota, Tremellomycetes, Tremellales, Cuniculitremaceae. Gene Ontology annotation, cellular component: Rvs161p-Rvs167p complex; actin cortical patch; medial cortex. Gene Ontology annotation, biological process: endocytosis; plasma membrane tubulation; actin cortical patch localization. The transcript is spliced from 8 exons. The coding region runs from base 138 to 1388 and encodes 416 amino acids. Gene Ontology annotation, molecular function: protein binding; lipid binding. The record is from RefSeq and is a predicted model, not a curated record.